AUGACACCCAAGAAGAAGACGAGUAGUAAAAUGACAAAAUUGAAAAUUUUAUAUCGUCGACGAACGAAUAUUUUGGGCUCCGCAAACCUAAUUAAAUCGUUUAACGACACGUUCGACCCUGCUAAUAGUGGUCAAGUGCCCAUUCGCAUUCAACGUCUUGAUGCGCUAUGGCGUGAAUUCGAGGAAACUCAAGAAGAAAUUGAGAUCUUGGAGGAAGCAGAACAGGAUUUCCUCCAAGAAAGAGAAGAGUUCCAAACCCUUUAUUACGAGCUCAAAGCGUCGUUACAGGGUAAACUUCCUGUACAACCACCCGUACCUCCGCCGCUUCCUCCUGCCCAACCAUUGAAUUCCUCCGUUCCUAUUUCGUCAAGCGUUCGUUUGCCCGAAAUUAAAUUAAAAGAGUUCACGGGUAAUCUCGAAGAUUGGAUUCCGUUUCGCGAUCUGUUCGUCUCGCUUAUACACUCGAGCGUGCAGCUAACUGCGGUGCAGAAAAUGCAUUAUUUACGAGCUGUACUCCAUGGCGAUGCAGCUCGUAUAAUUUCUUCGCUAGAGAUUUCUGCCAAUAACUAUCUCAUUGCGUGGAAUUUGUUGAAGGAACGAUACGAAAACCCGAAAUUGUUGGUAAAACGGCACCUGUCUGCCAUACUCACAAUUCCUGCGUUAAAAAAGGAGUCUGCACAGGGCCUUGCAGAACUUGCUGACGAGUUCGAUCGCCAUGUGCAACUGUUGGAUAAACUCGACGGUGCUGAGAACCACUGGAAUUCAUUCCUGGUCGAACGGUUGAGCCAAUGCCUUGAUCACAUUACACUUCGUGAGUGGGAAACACACGUUUCUGAAGACGACGAUUAUCCGAAGUAUCAAGAACUCCUCGAAUUUAUCCACAGAAGAUCGCGAAUCGCACAAACUCUUAAGCUCUCCCAAUCGGCAAACGUCCAAUCCGAGAAUAAGCACCCCAAAUCACGGGCAAUCACUUCCCACAUCGCCUCUGACAAUGGGCCCAGGUGUGUCAGCUGUAAGCAAGCACACUUCCUGUUCCAGUGUGAACAAUUUCGAACGCUCUCCCCCCAACAACGGUUUGAAGUCGUGAAGAAGCAUGGACUGUGCAUCAAUUGUUUGAAAGGAACACAUCAAGCGAAGAACUGUUCCAGCGGGUCCUGUAAAAGCUGUGCGAAGAAACAUCAUUCGUUAUUACAUCUGCCUCCCCUCUCAUCGGCCACUGGUUCACAACCAGUAACAACAACAAAGCCACCGGUGCUGAACAAACCCGUUGAAGCAAAUAGUUCGCAAUCGUGUCAAAUGUCGCACUUCAUUCCGAAUCGUGUCGAAGGCUCGCCGUCAGAAGAGCCCGCGGUAGUCUUACCACCUGUCACACCAUCGGUUCUCUCGCAGUCGUCGCGCGGUAGUUCUCUCCCAAAUCAUUCAGUGUCGUCGGUUGAUUUCGUUGUAAACCCUCCAUCCACUGCCUGUCAAAGUGCAGAAGUGAUCACCCAAGCUCGGCAGUCAACAGUUAUUCUGUCAACCGCAGUGAUUAAAGUGAAAGACGUUGAUAACAAAUACAUUCUCGCCAGAGCUCUGUUAAACAGCGGCUCACAGCCAAGCUUUAUCUCUGAAGCUUUGUGCCAAAAGCUAAGACUGAAGCGGACAAGGUUAAACUCACCAGUUAGUGGAAUCGGACAAUCCGUAGUCAACGUUCGCUACUCUGUAUCGUUAGCCAUUUCUUCUCGUUUCGAAACAUUCACUGCUCAAUUGGACUGCCUGGUACUACCGAAGCUUACCGUUUCACUGCCUAGUCACCACAUAGACGUCUCUCGCUGGAGAAUCCCCCGGAAUCUCCCUCUCGCUGAUCCACAGUUCAACAUCAGUCAAAGUGUGGACAUUAUCAUCGGAGCAUCACUGUUCUAUGAACUGCUCGAACAUGACAAAAUCUCGCUUGCUGCUGGAUAUCCAACGCUGCAGAAGACAGUGCUGGGAUACAUAGUCUAUCAGUUCUGGAAAAUUGAAAACUUUGACGAAGGUAAAGCACUCAAUCCAGAUGAACAACAUUGCGAAGAGCAUUUCCAAGCCACCGUCGCCCGUGAUGAUACGGGCCGCUAUAUUGUCCGUCUGCCGCUCAAGGAAGAAAAGCUAUCAAUGCUUGGAGAUUCGCAUACUGCUGCCCUGCGGAGAUUCCAACAAAUGGAAAAAAGGUUUGCUAGCGAUCAAGAUCUUCGUCAUAGCUACAUGCAGUUCAUGAGUGAAUACGAGAGCUUGGGUCACAUGGAAGAGGUAUCCGUCGCGUCGCGUAGCCCACAGUUUUUUCUUCCCCACCAUGCCAUCCAGCGCCCAGAGAGUACAACUACCAAAACACGUGUGGUGUUCGACGGAUCCUGCCGAGGGCCUGCCUCGAUAUCGUUGAACGAUGCACUGUAUAUCGGACCCACAGUGCAACCAGCCCUCUUUUCUACCGUCGUAAACUUCCGUCUACCACGUUUCGCCAUCACCGCUGAUGCGGAGAAAAUGUUCCGGCAAAUAUGGAUCCACCCAGAUGACCGGAAAUACCAGCAGAUCCUCUGGCGGGACAAUCCAUCCGAUAAUAUUCGAUCGUAUCAACUGAAAACCGUUACGUACGGUUUGGCAAGCUCACCGUUCCACGCUGCUCGCGUGCUGAAUCAACUAGCCAUCGACGAAGGUCAUCGUUUCCCACUAGCUGUUCCAGUCAUUCUGAAAGGCACCUACGUGGACGACGUCAUCUCAGGACACGACAAUCACGACACUAUGGUCGAAACAUGUGAGCAGCUGAUGGAGAUCAUGAAGUCUGUAGCGUUUGUUUUGCGAAAGCGGGCUGCAAAUUACAAAACGGUUCUCAGCAAAGCUCCCCAAGAGUUGUGGGAAACAUUUGCAGAAUUAGAGUUCGACCGUUCGCAAUUAAUCAAAACACUGGGUCUGCUGUGGUUCCCCCAAAAGGACGAGUUCAAGUUCAAAGUCCCAGCACUUCCUGAAUGA
Messenger RNA from Armigeres subalbatus, 2982 nucleotides. RefSeq lists its product as uncharacterized. The transcript has 2 exons. The coding region runs from base 1 to 2982 and encodes 993 amino acids. Lineage: Eukaryota; Metazoa; Arthropoda; Insecta; Diptera; Culicidae. The record is from RefSeq and is a predicted model, not a curated record.